AUGUCAUCUAGUAUAUCGCCAAAGGAAGAAGCUGUGACAAGCGAUACAGGCACUGAAAACAAUGACUCUGGAAAUAAUGUAUCAACUACAAAGAGAAAGAAGAAGACAAAGUCAUCCAAUUUGUCUGACGAACAGAAAAAGGCCCAUCAUAUAGCUUCGGAGCAAAAGCGAAGGGAAAAUAUUCGUGCCGAAUUUGAUAAAAUAGUGUCGCUUACGCCAAACUUGACUGAGCUGGAGAAUAGAUCAGAAUUAAACAUUUUGACUAAAAGUGCCGAUUAUAUUGACCAGUUGAAGGAUGAAAAUGUUAAAUUGAUUGAACUAUGCCGGGCCAAAGGAAUCGAAGUACCAGAGGAAUUGAUUUACAAAGGUCCCCAAAAUGAUGGCAGUGAUAUAGCUAUAUAG
Messenger RNA from Lodderomyces margitis, 402 nucleotides. RefSeq names its product Ino4p (gene INO4). The transcript is spliced from 2 exons. Gene Ontology annotation, biological process: regulation of transcription by RNA polymerase II. The record is from RefSeq and is a predicted model, not a curated record. Gene Ontology annotation, molecular function: DNA-binding transcription factor activity, RNA polymerase II-specific; RNA polymerase II cis-regulatory region sequence-specific DNA binding; protein dimerization activity. NCBI's taxonomy places the organism in Eukaryota, Fungi, Ascomycota, Pichiomycetes, Serinales, Debaryomycetaceae. Bases 1 to 402 code for a protein of 133 amino acids.